Molecule: messenger RNA, 3441 nt
Organism: Ustilago hordei
Lineage: Eukaryota; Fungi; Basidiomycota; Ustilaginomycetes; Ustilaginales; Ustilaginaceae
Exons: 1
Coding region: 1-3441 (1146 amino acids)
Molecular function (GO): nitrite reductase [NAD(P)H] activity; 2 iron, 2 sulfur cluster binding; heme binding
Source: RefSeq, a predicted model, not a curated record
AUGGCACCAGUACCAGCAGAAACGGCGCAUUGGGAGCCUUCCGAGGUCACCAGCUCAGUGUCUGGCUCCACCAGAGCCACAACGCCAGAGCUCGCUCUCACAUCAAAGACAAGAAAGAAGGCCUGCAUUGUUGGCCUCGGCAUGGUCGGCAUUGCUUUUAUCGAAAAGCUUCUGAAGUAUGACCUACAGGGAGGCCGAGACGAGUGGGAGAUCACCGUCAUCGGCGAAGAGCCUCACAUCGCAUAUAACCGAGUCGGUCUCACGCAAUACUUCUCGAACCGCUCUAUCGAGUCGCUCUACCUCAACGAGCUUGAGUGGUACAGUUCGCAUGCCAAGGGCAAGCUCACGUACCAUACCUCAGAUCUAGUCGUAUCCAUAGAUUCGGACGGCAAGACUGUACGAACACAGAAUGGUAUUGAGUUCAAGUACGACGAACUCGUCCUCGCAACGGGCUCAGAUGCUUCGCUGCCUCCUUACAUCAGCCGAGAUAAGUUUUUCUCGACAAAAGGCACCUUUGUGUACCGCACCAUCAAGGACUUAGACGACAUCAUCGCAUAUGCUGCUGAAGCUCCAAAAACGAUCGGCCGACGCAUUCGCAAAGCAGGUGUGAUUGGCGGCGGUCUCCUCGGUCUCGAAGCAGCGAAAGCACUGUUGGAUCUUGAAGAGGUAGACCACGUCGUGCUUGUCGAGCGCAAUCGCUGGGUCUUGUCACGACAGCUCGACCAAGAAGGCGGUACGCUCGUGCUACAGAAGGUCCGCGACCUUGGUGUCGAGGUGUUGCUUCAAGCUCGUGUUCGUGACCUCAUCUGGAACGAUGAGGGUCGCCUCACAGCCAUGCUGAUGCAGGGCACCGAUGAAAAGCCAGAUGAGCCCUUCGACAUCGACAUACUCGUCUUCGCAGUAGGUAUCAAGCCAAGAGAUGAACUAUCGGAGGUCGUCCCCGGGCUGGCCACCCACAAGCGGAGCGGAGGCUUCACCGUCGACGAUAAACUCCGCACAAGCAUCCCCAAUAUCUAUGCCAUCGGCGAGUGUGCAUCCUUCGAAGACCAAACGUACGGUCUCAUUGCUCCAGGUAUCGAAAUGGCUGAAGUCCUUGCUUUCAAUCUCACCGAGGGUCCUUACCACGCAAUGCGAAAGAUGAAGUCGCCUGACGUGUCCACCAAGUUGAAGCUCAUGGGUGUCGAUGUGGCUUCCUUUGGAGACUUCUUCGCAGAUCAAGGCAAGAUCAGCAAGCCCCUUCCCGGCAAUAGAGCAGCUUCAAGACGAGGCAAGAAGGCAGACGAGUCCGCCGAGAUGACGGUCGAUGAAAUCAAGAAGUCGGUCAAAGCUUUGACGUACCGUGAUCCCUUCUCGGAUGUCUACAAGAAGUACAUCUUCACUGCUGACGGCAAGUACUUGCUUGGUGGUAUGAUGGUCGGCGACGUCAAGGACUACGUCAAGCUUGUGGCGCUGUGCAACAAAGGCGCUGCAAUCGAAAAGCCCCCUGCUGAACUGAUCAUCGGUGCCAAGAAGGAAGGCGAGGAAGAAGGUGACGAUCUUCCCGACGAAGCCCAAGUCUGCAGCUGUCACAAUGUCACCAAGGGCGACCUGCUCCGCUGUGUCAAGGAUGGCGGUGUACGUUCGAUCGGCGAGAUGAAGGCAUCCACCAAAUGCGGUACCGGCUGCGGAGGCUGUCUGCCUCUCAGCCAGAGCAUCCUCAACAAAGCACUCAAGGAAGCCGGCGUCGAGAUCUCUAAUCAUCUCUGUGGCCACUUUGCCUACACCCGACAGGAGCUGUACCAGAUCAUCAAGUUCAAGAAGCUCCGAGACUUCACCACCGUAAUGAAAACUGUAGGCAAGAAGUCUGACAGUCUCGGAUGCGAGGUCUGCCGUCCAGCUGUCGGCUCUAUCUUGUCAUCCCUCUACAAUGACUGGAUCAUGAACCCGCAACUUCGACAGACACAAGAUACCAACGAUCGAUACCUUGCCAACAUGCAGCGCGAUGGUACAUACUCAGUCGUGCCACGUAUGGCUGCUGGUGAGGUGACCCCUGCAGGGCUCAAGGUCAUCGGCGGGGUCGCUGAGGAGUUCGGUCUCUACACCAAGAUCACGGGUGGUCAGCGAAUUGAUAUGUUCGGUGCCAAGAAGCAGGACUUGCCUGCCAUUUGGGAGAAGCUUGUCGAUGCUGGCUUUGAAUCAGGACACGCUUACGGCAAAGCGCUUCGAACAAUCAAGUCUUGUGUCGGCAGCACAUGGUGUAGAUACGGUGUCGGCGACUCGGUCGGUCUUGCUCAUGAGCUCGAGACAAGAUACAAGGGUCUUCGCGCUCCACACAAGUUCAAGGGAGGUGUUUCGGGAUGUGUCCGAGAGUGUGCCGAGGCUCAAGGCAAGGACUUUGGUCUCAUCGCCACCACCAAGGGCUGGAACGUCUAUGUCGGUGGUAACGGAGGAGCCAAGCCUCGUCACGCCGAGCUCAUCGCUGAAGACGUAACACGGCGCCAAGCCAUCAAGAUUCUCGACCGCUUCAUCCUCUUUUACAUUCGAUCCGCUGACAAGCUCGAACGUACAGCCCGAUGGAUCGAAAAGUUCCCUGGCGGCCUCAAAGGUCUCAAGGAGGUCAUUGUCGAUGACAAGCUUGGUAUCUGCGAAGACCUGGAGAAGGAGAUGGAGGUACUCGUCGGUACUUACCAUUGCGAAUGGACCAAGGUGGUCCGGGACCCUGCCCGCAAGAAGGCCUUCAGACAGUUCGUCAACACCGACGAGACGCAGGUCGUGUCUGAAAAGCUAUCAGAACGUGAUCAGCAGCGACCUGCUGACUGGCCUGCCGAGUCUGGUCCGCUUCACUUUAGCAUCCUCGACGUCGCCAAAGAGGCAGUCUGGGAAUGGCGACCGGUCUGCAAGUACACCGAUCUCGAUCCACAAACAGACGCACCAUCCUCAGCAACCAUCAAGUACGGCGACACUCAGAUCGCUGUCUGGAACAUUCCUGGGCGUGGUAUUCGAGCAGCCCAGAACAUGUGCCCUCAUCGACGCGCUUUUGUUCUCGCUGACGGUCUGGUUGGAGAAGACGACAAGGGUCGUGAAUACGUUUCGUGUCCACUUCAUAAGCGAAACUACAUUCUCUCUGCCAACGCUGGCGAGGAAGGAGGCAAGUGUAACGAUGGCGACUACUCAAUCAUGACCUUUGAGGCCAGAAUGAAUGAAGCCCAGGAUCUUGUGUACCUCAAGCUUCCUCCCACUGAAGCACUCGAUGCUGUCUUGUCGACAUCAAAGUGGAUGCUCCGACGAGCGACGGAGGAGUCGCAUGCUCUGGCAGGUGGACAGUCUCAUUCGGUCGAGAUCACUGGACCAUUGGACAUGGAUCAGCUCGAGCAAAAGGCUCAUCCGUCGCCUAACAAGGCGGGCGCAGCACCAGCUCAGACUACUACAGCCUCCUGCGGUCAUUCGUCUCUCGACUGGUGA